Molecule: messenger RNA, 2541 nt
Organism: Dryobates pubescens (Downy woodpecker)
Lineage: Eukaryota; Metazoa; Chordata; Aves; Piciformes; Picidae
Gene: ADCK1
Product: aarF domain containing kinase 1
Exons: 11
Coding region: 102-1664 (520 amino acids)
Biological process (GO): protein phosphorylation; lipid homeostasis; mitochondrion organization
Cellular component (GO): mitochondrial inner membrane
Molecular function (GO): protein kinase activity; ATP binding
Source: RefSeq, a predicted model, not a curated record
CGGAAAGGACCGUACCAUAUGCGAGGCGGAGGGGGCGUAGGCGGCUGAGCGCGCGGGAGUUGAAGUGCCGCCGUGCCGGCAAGGCGCAGGGUUCAUCAGUCAUGGCACGAAGGGUCUUGAAACUUACCUCAUUGGUAGCAGCUGCUUCUGGCAUCUGUCUGUAUGGAAACAAGUUCCUGGAUCCCAAUGAUUUUGGAGUUGUUCGUGUGGGCCGAGCCAUUGCCACAACAGCAAUUAUCAGCUACGACUACCUCACCUCUCUUCGGAGUGUUCCAUAUGGAUCAGAGGAGUAUGACAUCCUCAGAUCACAGGUGCACCUGCGCUCUGCUGAGCGCCUCCGUGAGCUGUGCUGCGCUAACCGAGGCACCUUCAUCAAGGUGGGACAGCACCUGGGAGCACUGGACUACCUGCUGCCGGAGGAGUACACACGCACCCUCAAAGUGCUGCACAGCCAAGCUCCACAGAGCACCAGGCAGGAGAUUGAGCAAGUUAUCCGUGAGGAUCUGGGCAAAGAGAUAGAAGAGCUGUUCCUGAGUUUUGAGGACACUCCCUUAGGAGCAGCAUCACUCGCUCAGGUGCACAAGGCAGUCCUGCAGGAUGGAAGAACGGUGGCAGUGAAAAUCCAGCACCCGAAGGUCCAAGCCCAGAGCUCCAAGGAUAUUUUGCUUAUGGAGGUUCUCCUCUUGGUUGUGAAGCAGAUCUUUCCAGAUUUUGAGUUCAUGUGGCUGGUGGAAGAAGCUAAGAAGAAUCUGCCCUUGGAGCUGGAUUUCCUCAAUGAAGGCAGAAAUGCUGAGAAGGUUGCUCAUAUGCUCAAGAAGUUUGACUUCCUGAAGGUCCCCAGGAUCUACUGGGAGCUCUCAUCAAGGCGUGUCCUCCUCAUGGAAUUUAUGGAAGGGGGACAAGUGAAUGACAGGGCCUACAUGGAGAGGAAUGGCAUCAAUGUCAAUGAGAUCUCUCGAAACCUGGGGAAACUCUACAGCGAAAUGAUCUUUGUGAAUGGCUUUGUGCACUGUGACCCACACCCAGGCAAUGUGCUAGUGAGGAAGUGCCCAGCCUCCGGCAAGGCCCACAUUAUCCUCCUGGACCAUGGGCUCUACCAGGUGCUGAGCGAGUCAUUCCGCAUGGACUACUGCCGCCUUUGGCAGGCCCUCAUCAAGGCUGACAUGAAGAGGGUGCAGAAGUACAGCCGGCGGCUUGGGGCAGGGGAUUUGUACCCUCUCUUUGCCUGCAUGCUGACUGCCAGGUCCUGGGAGUCUGUCAACAGGGGCAUUGACCGGUCACCAGUCUCAGCCAGAGAGGAUGUGGAGAUCCGUUCCAACGCUGCUGCUUACCUGCCCCAGAUCACCCAGCUCCUCAACAACGUCCCCCGCCAGAUGCUGCUGCUGCUGAAGACCAAUGACUUGUUGAGGGGGAUCGAGGCAGCCCUGCGCACACGGGCCAGUGCCAGCUCCUUCCUCAACAUGUCUCGCUGCUGCAUCAGAGCUGUUUCCACGUACCAGAGGAGCAAGAGUCACUCACUUUACAGGAGGGCCCAGAUCUCACUCACAGAGUCCCUGAGCCUGUGGCAGAUCAACUUCUAUGAACUCCUGCUGUGGCUGAAGGGGUCCCAGCUGGGGAAGCUGGUCAUCGCUGUCCUGAGCCGGAUGCAGCAUUCCACGUACUGACCUGAACCUGUGGGAGAGGUCUGGGUGCUCUCCCUCCCUCCCUCCCUCCGUUCUGCUCACCACAGCACAUUUGCCUUUCUGACUGUGGCUGUCUAUUCUUUGGUGUCUUGUUCCACAUUACAGGCUGCACUGUCCUUGCCUGCUACGGCACUAGCUUUCCCUUUGGCGCUGGAAGGUGGAGUUGGUCCUGGAGCUCUGCCAUUUCACGGUUUAGGAAAAGGAGGUGAGGGAUACCACAUGACAGGACGAGCAGAGUAUUUUCUUUCCCCAUCUGAGCAGGAGAAAUGCCACUAGGAUUCCAGUGGGACAGCACUGGAAGCAAAAACCUCUCCUUAAAGAAUCGUACAAAUUUAAGAGAAUCCCCACCCUGCCUAGAAUGCCUGAAAACAUUUCUCAGACCCUUACAGAGACAUGGAAAGUCCCUUUAAAAUCCAACAGGGUUUGUAUUGGUUUUAGCAGUCUCCUUAGUCUGAUUUCUGUUCAGGUGUUCAGGGCUCUGAAACUGCUGGUAAUAAUGUAUAUGACUGUACUGUGCUGCCACACAGCAAAAUAAAUGUGUUGGCUGAGAGACUUUUGGGAGAUGGAUGCCUGGCUGUGUGCUCAGGAUGAUGUUUGGGCCUCUGACAUCAGUCCCAUUUCCAUUUCUCCACUGAGUGAUGCCAGACAUCUCUGUUAACUCCUUGCAAGCAAAAUGAAAUGGCCUCUUCAUCUUUGCUCUAGAGGUUUGUUCCACAUCUGGGUUCUCUGGUGCUGUGCCAGUGUGUGUUGGGAUGGAAUAGAGGAGAAUAUGUUAAUUUGCUGGGAGAAUGCACCACUCUUUUCCACCCAAAUCCACCCUGAUCCUGCCUCCUCCCUGCCUGUAAGAGCAUGUUGCAGG